This is a messenger RNA of Mesoplodon densirostris (Blainville's beaked whale), 1140 nucleotides long. Its product is annotated as glycine receptor subunit alpha-3-like. Lineage: Eukaryota; Metazoa; Chordata; Mammalia; Artiodactyla; Ziphiidae. Gene Ontology annotation, cellular component: synapse; plasma membrane; neuron projection. The transcript has a single exon. The record is from RefSeq and is a predicted model, not a curated record. Gene Ontology annotation, molecular function: transmembrane signaling receptor activity; glycine binding; transmitter-gated monoatomic ion channel activity. Gene Ontology annotation, biological process: regulation of membrane potential; chemical synaptic transmission; chloride transmembrane transport.
AAUGUCACAUGCAACAUAUUCAUAAACAGCUUUGGUUCGAUCGCCGAGACAACCAUGGAUUACAGAGUGAAUAUCUUUCUUCGUCAGAAAUGGAACGAUCCUCGACUUGCAUAUAGUGAAUAUCCUGAUGACUCCUUAGACCUAGACCCUUCCAUGUUGGACUCCAUUUGGAAACCUGAUUUGUUCUUUGCCAAUGAAAAGGGAGCCAACUUUCAUGAAGUCACUACAGACAACAAAUUGUUAAGAAUUUUCAAGAAUGGGAAUGUUCUUUAUUCAAUAAGAUUGACAUUAACGCUCUCCUGUCCAAUGGAUCUCAAGAAUUUUCCAAUGGAUGUACAAACCUGUACUAUGCAAAUGGAAAGCUUUGGGUACACAAUGAAUGAUCUCAUUUUUGAAUGGCAAGAUGAGGCACCUGUACAAGUGGCAGAAGGACUCACUUUGCCCCAGUUUCUGUUGAAAGAAGAGAAAGAUUUACGAUACUGCACUAAACAUUACAACACAGGAAAGUUUACAUGUAUAGAAGUGCGAUUCCAUCUUGAAUGACAAAUGGGCUACUAUCUGAUCCAGAUGUACAUUCCCAGUCUCCUGAUUGUUAUUCUCUCCUGGGUUUCAUUCUGGAUCAAUAUGGAUGCUGCUCCAGCCAGGGUAGCCUUGGGCAUAACCACCGUGCUGACUAUGACUACACAGAGUUCAGGAUCACGAGCUUCCUUACCAAAGGUUUCGUAUGUCAAAGCUAUUGACAUUUGGAUGGCAGUGUGUCUCCUUUUCGUGUUUUCAGCGCUAUUGGAAUAUGCAGCUGUCAAUUUUGUAUCGAGACAACAUAAAGAACUUCUGAGAUUUCGACGAAAGAGAAAGAAUAGGGAUGAUGAGUUAAGGGAAAGCCGAUUCAGUUUCACGGCCUAUGGAAUGGGACCGUGUCUGCAAACAAAAGACGGUGUGACUCCAAAGGGCCCAAACCAUCCUGUCCAGGUAAUGCCAAAGAGCCUGGAUGAAAUGAGGAAGGUCUUCAUUGACAGGGCCAAGAAGAUUGACACCAUCUCCCGAGCCUGCUUCCCAUUAGCCUUCUUGAUUUUUAAUAUUUUCUACUGGGUUAUCUAUAAAAUUCUUAGGCAUGAGGAUAUUCAUCAACAACAAGAUUAA